Puntigrus tetrazona (Sumatra barb) is the source of this 2570-nucleotide messenger RNA. It is a transcript of the gene rcn1, whose product is annotated as reticulocalbin 1, EF-hand calcium binding domain. The record is from RefSeq and is a predicted model, not a curated record. Gene Ontology annotation, cellular component: endoplasmic reticulum. The coding region runs from base 244 to 1206 and encodes 320 amino acids. Gene Ontology annotation, molecular function: calcium ion binding. NCBI's taxonomy places the organism in Eukaryota, Metazoa, Chordata, Actinopteri, Cypriniformes, Cyprinidae. The transcript has 6 exons.
UGGGUUUGGUUGUAGCCCUCGGUGAUCCGCCGGGUAUGUUUGAAUCGAAAAUGAAAAGAGCUGGCUUGUGCUCCGAAGACUCGGAUUGUUUCCUUCUGAGUAGAUAACGAUUGAAAGGCGUCUCCUUGGCAACCGCAGCCUCUGCGAUUUCGACGGUGGCCGACCGCGUCAACGCAGUCGGAUCCGUACAACUUUGUGGCAGCUUCAUACGCUCUCUUCGCUCCGGAUCGCGUCCUUUAAGCCAUGGACGUCUCGACGUACUUGUGGUUUUUGUCGCUUUGCACGUGCCUGGCGCACGGGAAACCCACUCUCAGGAAAGAAAGAGUUCACCACGAGCCAGAGCUGAGCAGACAGCCCCACGAAGAUAACCAGAGCUAUCAAUACGACCACGAGGCCUUUCUGGGCAAAGAGGAGGCCACCACAUUCGAUCAGCUCACCCCAGAGGAAAGCAAAGCCAGAUUGGGGAAAAUAGUUGAACGCAUUGACAGCGACGCUAACGGCUAUAUUACCACCGAUGAACUCAAGGCCUGGAUCAAGAGAGUGCAGAAGCGUUACGUCUACGAGAACGUCGCAAAGGUCUGGUCCGACUAUGACCUGAACAAAGACAACAGGAUCUCGUGGGACGAAUAUAAGCAAGCGACUUACGGUUACUACCUCGCCAAUCCGGAAGAGUUCGAAGAUGCGACGGACCAGUUCAGCUUCAAGAAGAUGCUUCCGCGGGAUGAGCGCAGGUUUAAAGCUGCGGAUAUCAAUGGAGAUCUAGCUGCGGAGCGAGAGGAGUUCACUGCUUUCCUCCACCCCGAGGAGUUUGAGCACAUGCAGGAAAUUGUGGUUCUUGAAACUCUGGAGGACAUCGACAAGAAUGGAGAUGGUCAUGUAGAUGAGGACGAAUACAUCGCGGACAUGUUUGCUCACGAAGACGGCGGUCCGGAGCCGGACUGGGUCAGAACCGAGAGAGACCAGUUUUCAGAUUUCCGAGAUCUGAAUAAAGACGGGAAGAUGGAUUUGGAAGAGAUUCGUCACUGGAUCCUGCCGCAGGACUAUGACCACGCUCAGGCAGAGGCCCGGCAUCUGGUGUACGAGUCUGACACAGACAAGGACCAGAUGCUGACCAAAGAAGAGAUACUCGAGAACUGGAACAUGUUUGUGGGCAGCCAGGCCACCAACUACGGCGAAGACCUUACCAGGAACCACGACGAGUUGUGAGCCAGAGCGAAAGGCGUAGAACUCUUACCUGAGAACGCAGGUAUCCUGGUCCCGACCUCCGCGGCGUUCGUUCCAUCAGAAGCCGAACUGACUGAUGUAUUACGGCUCUACCUCACACACUGAGCAUAGAGGAAUCACUGACUGAUGGCUGUAGUCCCUAACUGUGUGGUUGAGGAACUCUUCUGUCCUGGUUGAAGGAGCUGCUACAGAUUUCUUCAGCCGAAGCUGAGCCUUUUAACUCAAACUUUUUUCUUUUUAGCGGUCUUACAAUGAUGCCUGUACUUUUACAAGCUGUGCCUAUUUUUGUCCGGUGUCAUUAAUUGGAACAAGCAUUCUAUUUAUUUAGAAUUUGAAUCUCAUUCAUUGAUGGAUUUUACUACGGAAAACACUACAAGUCAGUGUUUAAGUACAGUUACGCGUACUAGACGUGCAAUUAUGUUGUAGAUUAUUACAGAGUUCCCGUUGCUGGCCAAUAACGAGUGUUACAUGCUUUGAAAACUCAACUUCUAAACGCAGCCGCCUCUCAUGCAUUAUUUUUGUCUCUUUGCACAUGUCUAUUUUCUGCUCACAUCUGGUAAAAUUCUGCCCUAUUCAGACAGCGGCUAUAACUCAGGGGUUCUGUUGUUCGAUGAACCUAGAAUUCAUAUUUUGCCAUAUGAAUUAUAUUUGAUGACACGCGCAGGGUGUGAAGUGUGUGUGUGUGUAUACGGUUUAGUAUUUUUAAUUUUUUUUUUUUUUAUUCAGCAAUGAUGCAUUAAACUAUUCCAUGUCAUGGUAAAGACGAGCAUAAAACACUAAAAAUGAUAACAUUACUGUUGUUACUGUACUUUUGAUCAAAUAAAUGACUACCCUCCUAAAAAAUGAAUGGGUUAGGGUUAUGGUUAAGUGUUAGUUAAUAGUUUAUACACCUGCUGUUGCCAUUUUGACGACCCGUGUUUACGCUCAUGCAAUUCAUUAGGGAUCUUCGAGGUGGUGUCUUAAUUUCCAAGCAGUCAAUUUCUCAAUUAUAAACCUUUGUUAUUUCUAAAAUCUGUAAACGCAUACCUCUGCAUAGAGUCAGGUACAGUACCUCAGCGUGGCUUGGACGCCUAGCAGUGAUCAAAAAUUUUAUAUCAAUAUUUUUAUGUAUUUUUAUCAACUCCUCCUUGCAAACUCGGCGAUAUCAAUUUGAGAGGAAGAUAUAUUCCUGCACACCCAGGUGUCUGUCUAGAAACAGCAGGGCUUUUUGCCUGGAGUUUCUUUACAAGUGUGUUUGUCAUUCAUCUGAAGUGAUCCGAUGGUCAAACACUCUUUACAGUUAUUUCUAAGAAUCUUGUCAGACAUUCAACAAAUUAAAUAAUAAAACAAGAUUUGGCUUUCUUUUA